Molecule: messenger RNA, 2337 nt
Organism: Folsomia candida
Lineage: Eukaryota; Metazoa; Arthropoda; Collembola; Entomobryomorpha; Isotomidae
Product: probable serine/threonine-protein kinase DDB_G0280717
Exons: 8
Coding region: 463-2283 (606 amino acids)
Biological process (GO): protein phosphorylation; signal transduction
Molecular function (GO): protein kinase activity; protein binding; ATP binding
Source: RefSeq, a predicted model, not a curated record
ACAGGAGAAGUUUUAUUCAUCCUUGACGUGAAAAGUAUUUCAUGGGGAGAAUAGCAUGAAAGCGAAUGCGUGUAUUUAUAUAAGUGACAUGCAUUCAUUUCCAUGCAAUUUUCAGCCUGGUUUUGCAUGGAGUCAAUACAGUAUUGUAUGUGUGUAUACGCAUUGUAUACAUUAUGUACAUACCUACAUACAUGAAAUAUAUCGCCAUUAAUCUGAAUAUGUUAUGAACAGUAAAAUAAGCACCGCGACAACCUGGUUUAUCGUUAUAUUUCUAGAUAAGUAUUUUCGGUGUGUAGAUUGUGUGUAGAUUGCGGCUUCAUAAUUAACUGAUAGCAUCGACAAGCAUAUGUACCUAUUGUUUAACCGAAGGAUGAGUAAACUUGGAGUGUGAAAUUUUAACCAAAUCCCGUUUUAAUCAUAGAAUAAGUAAUACCAUAUUAUUUAAAAAUAAUAGUAAUAAUAAUGUCUUCAGACUUGACUCUUCCUCAAACCGACACAUCUACCAAAUUUCAAAUACCGACAAUUGCAUAUGUACUAGCCAUACCAAAACUAAACUCAUGGAUAUGGCGAACUCGUGACCCAAACAAUGUGGGGCAAGAAAACAGCUAUUUUGCCAAAUUUAAUGGCCCAGGAAUGCAGAUCUUGCGAAACGCUUCAAACGACGACCUCAACACAGUAAUAAUCCUGCUAAACACUUUGGAGAAAGAGCUAGUUUUGAGUGGAAACGAAGAUACAGAAAACCAAAUACGGUCGACAAAAGUUCUGGUUAAGGCGACAUUAAAAAUCUGGAUUCAAACAAGUCAAGGCAAUGCUUCGUAUCAAAAUCUGAGCGAAAUUUUGAGGAAAUUUAAUCUUAUAGAAGAAGCAGACAGGAUUGACAAUUGGAUAGUUAAUUUUCGAAGGUUGAAGGAUUUUCAUUUGAAAGAAAAAGAUGACUUUCUCUUGACAUCCGAGCAUCUGAAACCCAUCACCAAAACGCUAAAUUUGCCCUCUCUUGACCACUGGUUUCAAACCUUUAUUAACUCCCGCGAAGUGUACGGAUUGGGAAUGCUAUUCUUGGAGAAUGCUACAGAAGCAGAUAUAAAACGCGUGCUUGGCAUGAACGAGAAGGCGUCGUAUGUGGCUCAGUGCACAUUAGAAAUUUGGAUUCAAACCGAAAAAUAUGAAGCAACCUUUAACAAUUUUGUGAGGAACCUUUGGAUUCAUCGUGGAAAUAUAAGCCUUGGACCUUGGUCACCACAAAAAAGAGUAAUAGAAACCCUGAUAGGUCGCAGGGAAUACUUGAAGGGUUUAAGUCCACUCGGCAAACCUGAAAAUAAUCCACUGCCUCCUGCUCCCCCACGUGCCUAUUCCUACCUCGAAUCGAAUUUUGACUUCACUCCAGAAGAACCCAUCGGACAAGGUGGUUACGGCAAAGUGUUUAAAACAACGUUUAAAGCUGAUAAGAAAAUCUACGCUCUGAAAUAUUUUGGGAUGAUGGAGGAAGAUGAAGACCGCGAAUCCGCCGUUUUACAAAUGCUCCCCCCACACCCAAACAUAAUCCGUGUCAUAAAUUCCUGGACUGAAAGUGACAUUGUCCAGUAUUUGAAUCCCUCCAUACCUCCAGGCCCGGAGAAAUAUCACUUCAUUCAAAUGGAGUAUUGCAGUCAGGGUGACUUAAGGAACUGGCUGAAUCACAGAGAGCUUACCCAUGAAACAGAUGCGGAUCAAAUAUUCCGUCAAAUUAUCUCCGCCCUUGCACAUCUUCAUGGCGUCCAGCCUAAAGCUAUCAUUCAUCGGGAUGUCAAACCAGAGAAUAUUUUCAUGCAAAAGGAUCGUAAUAUUAAGCUGGGAGAUUUUGGCUUAUCACGAGAAAUUGAUAAGUUCGAUAUGACGAGCAGAACGGGGACUUCGUUCUACAAGGCUCCCGAGCUGAGAAUUCGACGUGGGAAAACGUACGACGUGUCAGUUGACAUCUAUGCAACUGGAAAGAUUUGCUAUGAAUUAUUUUGCGACAGUUUCAGCGUCAGGUUCGACAAGGAUGCGUGGGAGGAAGCAAUGGAUAAAGUGGAGAAGUUUGACUUUCUUGGAGAUUUUGAGGCAAAAUGGCCAGAAAAGGUUCCGUUGUUGAAAAGGAUGCUGGAUCAAAAUCCGUCAAAUCGACCUAGCGCUGCAACAAUUCAGAGCUAUUUGAACCGGGAGAUAACAUCCUUCGAAAUUCGAAAUUUGCACAAAGUACAAACAAUCACCAUCAGGAAAGAAAAUGCAACAUUGUAUAAUUCUAGUUUUAGGCGUUUUUUUUAAUAAAAUAAGCCAUCAAUUCGUUGAAAUUAAAUGUACUAAUUAUUUUAUAAUUUA